CGUAGAAGAAGACAUUUUUCGCGCGGGUUGUUUGAGUUGCUAACUGCUACAAAACAUUAGCUGUUACUGAUCGUCCUGUCAUCACGUCAGGUCGUCAUGGAGUCCACAGAGAGCAGGUACGCUCACCUGCUGCAGCCAAUCAGAGAGCUCACCAAGAACUGGGACAUCGAUGUGGCUUCAGAGCUCAACGACUACUUAGACGAGCUGGAUGAGAUGUGCAUCACGUUCGACGGAGGGAAAACCAGACUGAACUUUGCAGAAGCCGCUCUGUUGAUCCAGGGUUCAGCCUGCAUCUACAGCAAGAAAGUGGAGCUCCUGCACAGCCUGGUUUACCAAACUCUGGAGUACAUCAACGACAGGAACAAGAAGAGAAGCAAACGGGCGGCGGAGUCUCAGGGAGACGACGCAGACGGCGCAGCGAGCCACGAUGACGCUGACGAUGUGGCCGAGUUUUCUCAUCUGGAGCUCGACGCCUCGGAGAAAUCAGAGAAAGCCGACUCCAACACGACUGUGAGCGUGGCUCCUCUUCCUCCGGAGUCUCUGAUUCCUCCUGAAGCUCACGAGAAGAAGAAAAUUCCUCUCAUCAGUGUGAAAGGAGAGAUCUUGUGCAGUCUGAAAGACUUCAGGAUCAAUAUCUUCAUCCCGGGAGACGAGGACAUGAUCCUGCUCACGCUGGGAUCAGCUGCUUCCAGGUUCCUGCUGGAGAACCAUCAACGACCUGCAGAGACUCUGGAUCAGCAGCGUCCAGUUUCAGCUGACUUUGGAGAAAACGGAGGUGACGCCGCAGACGACUUCCUCCCGAUGGAAGACGAGCACAUGGAGCAGGACGUGGAGGAGCACGUGGAGAGACAGCAGGCGCCGAGUGAAGGUCGGAUGAUCAGAGAGAGACGAGAGCUGGAGGACGACAACCUGAAGAAGAAGAAGGAGACGACGCCUCCGGUGAACGUGUGGACGCUCCACGACCCGUACGCCGUCCUCGGGGAGGAGAAGCCCUCUAAGCCGGGGAAAUGUUAUAAAGUUCCCGACGGCCUGGACGACGGAGGGAAGAGGAAACGGAAACGAGCAGCGGCUCUGCAGGACUUCAGGAGCUGGUUCAGAGGCACCUUUGAUCCUGAGGAGCAUAAAUUAAAAAACGGACCGACGUUCACAGACCUGAACUACGUUUAUCUGAGCGCCAUGAAAGAAAAACUGAAGACACGGAAGAAGAUCUUCAAGAGAGCGGGCGUGGUCGUGUCUGAUGAGGAGCUGAGGCGGACGUUCCUGCAGCUGGAGGAGGCGGGGCCACAGCAGGAAGGGGAGGAGCCUGUGGAUGGAUUCAGACACGCCGACCUGCUGGGUGGCGAUGACGACUUGUCCGAUAACGAACAUGACGUGUUUCCUGACGAUGUUCCCGCUGAGUUUGGAGGAGGAGCCGAUUUUAUUUCACCAGACGUUCAGAGAGACGAGCUGAGUUAUGAAGAUCUGGUGAAGCUGCGAGUGGAGCAGCUGGUGGUGAACAGUCGAGGGUACACUCAGGAAAGCGCUCUGAGUCGACGAGUUAAAGACUGGGAGGAUAAGAUCCGACCUGAGCUGCUGAUCCAGGAGGAUCGUCCUGCGUUCGACAUCCACGAUUACGGCGACCGGAUCGUCGGAGCGUUGAACGACGUCGGGCAGCGUCGAUCUUUCGCGUCCAUCGUCGCCGGUUUAGAUAAUUUUGAAGCCUGCAAAUAUCUGCUGGCGUCACUGCAGCUGGCGAACGACCACACGGUGGAGGUGGACUCGGCGCUCGGUCUGGAGGAGAGCGUGGACUCGAUGGGUCUGACUCUGCUCAGCACGCUCAGAGCGACGGAUAGAUUCAAGACUCUGACCGCUUCUCAAUGACACUUUGUUUUUUUACUCCUUCCUGUCAAACAUGAACAUUUCUCCGUCUGUUUUUCUGUCUCUAAACUUUGUUCGUCUGAUUCCUCCGCUCUGUAAAUCAUGAUCUGUCUCCGUGUAAAAGUCUUUAUGGUAAAAAAAAACAAAAACAUGAAUUAUAAUCAGAUGUUCUGUUUCUGAAAAAUAUUUGUAAUAAAAAAAAAAAGGUAAUUUGUUCACAAAGGAAACAGCUGAUGGUUUAUUUUCAGUGUAAAAUCAGUUGGUGUUUGAUCAGGGGC
Molecule: messenger RNA, 2135 nt
Organism: Labrus mixtus (cuckoo wrasse)
Lineage: Eukaryota; Metazoa; Chordata; Actinopteri; Labriformes; Labridae
Gene: ncaph2
Product: non-SMC condensin II complex, subunit H2
Exons: 20
Coding region: 97-1860 (587 amino acids)
Biological process (GO): meiotic chromosome condensation; mitotic sister chromatid separation
Cellular component (GO): condensin complex; nucleus
Molecular function (GO): chromatin binding
Source: RefSeq, a predicted model, not a curated record